AUGAGCCAUCACUAUGACGCUGAAAGUCUGUCUUUGGAUUCAAGUGUUUCGGACCACUAUGAACCGUACAUGUUUGCCCUCGUACAAGACGUCUUUCGAUCAAAAUCACGUCAAGGUUCUGAAUUGUCUAGAUUCAUUACUGGUAUAAGAAAGGAUCAAGAGUUACUGGCUGACUAUUUACCAACAGUGGAUGCAGAGUAUAGUCUUGUGAAGAGACUCACACAUAAUGAAGAGGCUAGAACUGAAAGGAAUUCAAUCAGAUCACUAAAGCCCAAUGAUCAGGAACGUAGGUCUACUAACGAUAGUGAAGGAGCCGGAGAUUUGGAACAACAAUCCAGAAGCUCUGAUGAAGACGAUGAAGGUCCUCCAAAAGAUAAAGGAUUCGCGUGGGUGGUAGCAAUAUGUACUAUGCUUGCAACAUUCAGUACAUGGGGAGCUAGUUCUGGUUACGGUGUCUUCCUUUCAUUUUACGUUUCAUCGGAUGCUUUUGCUGGUGCUAAUCAGUAUGAUUACGCAUUGAUUGGUGGAAUAGUUGUUUGUUUUGGUCAAAUGUUUGCACCGGUCUCCGUCUUAUUUUAUAGGGUACUUGGACCAUUCUAUACAUCAUAUUUUGGGAUAGCAUUACAAACCCUAGGUUACUUACUAGCAUCAUUUGCUACUAAGAGAUGGCAGUUGUAUUGUACACAAGGAUUCAUGGUAGGAGCAUCGUUUCUGUUCGUCUUUUUGCCUGGGACAUUAAUGUUACCUACCUGGUUCGAUAAGCGCAGGGCCACAGCUAUGGGAAUAGCGGUCUCCGGUUCAGGUCUCGGUGGGGUAUUCUUUUCAUUAGUAAUUCGUAGAAUUAUUGCUGAAACAGGAGAUCAAAGAUGGGCUUUGAGAAUGUGUGCAUUCGUUACGGGAUUUGUAGCUAUAAUUGCUUGUAGCAUAAUGAAACCAAGAAACCACAAACCCUUGCCAUUAAAAGUCACUUUAACAAAGGAAUUCAUCCUCGGUAAUGCUAAAACCAUAUUCUCAGCAAGUGUGUUUAGAGAUUAUGCACUUGUCCUAUUAGGGAUCUGGUUUGGUCUUACCCUCCUAGGGUAUACUUUAAUACUUUUCUCACUUUCAUCGUAUGGUAUUCUGGUCGGCUUAAGUGCGUUUGAAGGAUCGAUUUUGACUGCUGUAAUGAAUGCUGGUCAAGUCAUCGGGAGACCUUCCUGUGGAUUCAUGGCUGAUAAAUUUGGUAGAUUUAACUUCACCAUUGUCAACUGUCUUGUUGUUACUAUCUUCAUAUUGGCGUAUUGGAUAAAUGCAGCUUCCUUCGGUUCAUUGCUACCUUUCAGUAUACUUAUUGGCUCGACUAUGGGUGUUGCAACUUUAUUUUGUCAACCAUUGGCUUCAGAUAUAUUGCAGGACAUGGAAAAAUUACCAGCUGCAUGGUCUGGAUUGAAUAUAAUUGUCCUGUUCUUUUGUAUUGGAGCUGAAGUUAUUGCAUUAGCAUUGAAGGAAGAUGAGGCUGCUAACCCAUAUUUGCAUACGCAGAUAUUUGCCGGUGUUUGUUUCUUUUCUAGCGCUUUAUUAUUGUGCAUUAUGAGGGAGAAGGUAGUGAGAAAAAGAUUGGUGGAAAGAUUGCUAACAGAGAGGACACUUUACGAUGAAAAAUCGAAUUGUGAGAGAUAUUUAAAGGAAAGGAACCAAGCUAGCAUGGAAGAGAUAGAGGAAAAGGAGGAGAAGAUCGCAAGAUAUGAAAUACUUGUGAAUGUUAGAUCGUUGAAGUUUUUCUUUAUAAGAAUGUUUUAUCCGAUCAAAAUAUAA
Messenger RNA from Dujonia railenensis, 1794 nucleotides. The record is from the annotation of a GenBank genome assembly. NCBI's taxonomy places the organism in Eukaryota, Fungi, Ascomycota, Pichiomycetes, Serinales, Debaryomycetaceae.